Messenger RNA from Notodromas monacha, 495 nucleotides. Lineage: Eukaryota; Metazoa; Arthropoda; Ostracoda; Podocopida; Cyprididae. The record is from the annotation of a GenBank genome assembly.
GAUUACGAAGUGGAUGCUUACUUGAGGCAAGAGUGGACGGAUGCUCGACUGAACCAUACAGAAAUCAAAGAGCCCAUGGACCUGAGUGACCCAGCACUGGUGAAGGCCAUUUGGAAACCAGAGGUUUAUUUCCCGAAUGCCAAACAGGCAGAUUUCCAGUACGUCACAGUGCCAAAUGUCCUCAUCCGCAUCAAUCCCAGUGGCCGGAUUCUUUACAUGCUCAGAGCUGAGAGAGCUUCCACCAGGCACAAGGGUCCUGCUUCUGAAUCCAGGGAACCAUUGGAAAUGACUAACCUGUCCAGGGAGUUCAGUGACAACAAUGGAUUUCUAGCCAUGGGAAUGAACUUGCAGAAUGUGCCCAGCAGAGCAUUCCAGCCACAGACCAAGUUGAGCAUGAGGGCCCAUCAAAUUGAUGAAUCUUGCAGACUCAUCUUCCCUCUUCUUUUCACAAUCUUCAAUUUUUCCUACUGGAUUUACUAUUUGUUUGUUGUCUGA